AUCAAUCCAACGGAGAACAAGUGUCACAACAAAAGUGAAUCUCACUCAAUAAAUGAGUAAAUGAAUCAGUCUUGAUCUCAAAACGUUUGAAGCAAGUUUGAAAAUUGACAUUGAUCCGAGCAAAUCUGAAAUUGUGUGAGAAACAACAGAUUUUUCUAACAUAUUUCGAACAUUUCCAAAAAGAUUUUGUGUCUCGCAAGGAUGGUCGAUCGAAAUGAAAAAUUAAAUCGAAAACGGCAGCAGAAUGAAGGCGAUGAGCCGAAGGAAAUGAGACAAGAGGCCAAACGACUGAAAGAAGAACCGAUUGAAGAAGCUCCUGCAGCAUCAACACCAACAACAAAAAUCACCGAUUUGAAUAACGAUUGCCUUGAGCACAUCUUCAACCAUUUGAAAUUCGCCGACCUAUUCAAUGUUGCCGAUUCAAACAAACACUUGGUCGCAGCUGUUGGUCAAGUUUUCUGGAGAAAAUAUCGAAAAAUUCCGGUUGAUCUUUACACUUGUGUCGCAAAUGACGCAUAUUUUAAAUUGACGCCAAAUUGUAUUUGGUUGUACGAUCGAACGGCUGCGUUGAAAUUCCUUCGCAACUUUGGUCAUGUCAUCACCGAUUUGAGAAUCACUUGUUUCCGCACCAAUGACGCAUAUUUCACCGAGCUACAUCGCUAUGUGUUCGAAUACUGCAGCGAAACAUUGAUUGACAUCAGUUUUUCUUAUAUGAACGGAUGUGUAUUUUCAUCCAUCGAAAAGUCGUUUCCAAACAUUCAAAGUGUCAACUUCAAUUACGGAAGAAUGAAUGAAAAUCUGUGCCAGAUCAACAAGUGGUUUCCGAACGUGCGCCAUUUGAAUUUUGGAAGUUUCGUUAAAUUAGACGAUCGCAAGUGCAUCCAAGCGCAUUACCAGCAUUUGCAAAGCUUAACGGUUGAGAGAUUCAAUUCGCAAAAUCAGAUCGGGUUCGAAGAGACAAAUGUUAUGGAAGCGUUGCGUUUAAAUCCAAAUUUACAACAUUUGAAAGUGAAAAAUUUCCCUACGAAAUUCCUUCGAAAGAUCAGUAAAUAUAUGCAACGCGUGGAAAAUCUCGAAAUCACGCUUCGUUCUGGUGAUAUUAAUCACCGGGGCCCAUUAAUUCGUUUAGAGAAUGUGAAGAAGCUUUUGAUUCACAUGGAAUCGGAACAACAAUAUGGCUUCAUGAACCUCCCAUUUACGUUUAGUCAUGUUGAAGAAUUGAGAUAUGUGACUGAUAGUAGUUGGAAAUCAUUUUACCUCCAAUGGAAUGCAUUCUUCAGCAAAAAUCCUUUGCGGAAAGUGCAUUUCAAAGCCUGCAAAUUGGGCCGCAAUGCACCACUAACCAUUAAAAAUGAUAUUCUGACUAAAGAUUUGCCAUUGGUGACGGAAUUGAUACUGGAAAAUUGCCGGAUUUCGAUCAAUGAAGCUACUGGUUUUCUGAACGAAUGCCGAUUCCUGACAAAAUUUGGAUUUAAUUUUACCUCGCUCCAUGAAUACGAGAUGUUGCUUAAACUCUUGGGAACUGUGACGGAGUGGCAUGGAAACUUUGAUGAAAGUAAUCGUUAUGUUGAAUUGGAACGACUCAUGAUUAAACAAAAAUAAUAUAUUUUUUUUUAUUUCUUCGAUUCAUUCCGAUGUUUUUACUAUUCAUUAAAUAGCAUGUUGCAAAAGUGCCUCACUGUCAUUUUGUAUGAAAAUUCUACAAAACGAUUUGAGCGCUGUUCGCAUGAUUACAUGACGGCUUUCAUUUGAACUAAUGUGAGGUACAUUUCAAAAGUA
This is a messenger RNA of Sitodiplosis mosellana (orange wheat blossom midge), 1779 nucleotides long. RefSeq lists its product as uncharacterized. The transcript has 2 exons. Bases 202 to 1602 code for a protein of 466 amino acids. The record is from RefSeq and is a predicted model, not a curated record. Gene Ontology annotation, molecular function: protein binding. NCBI's taxonomy places the organism in Eukaryota, Metazoa, Arthropoda, Insecta, Diptera, Cecidomyiidae.